AUGCGCUCAUUCUUGGGGAAUCCAAUGACCAUGACUGGCUUUAUUCUUUUGGGCAUCACAGAGAAUCCAGAGCUGAGGAAAAUAUUAUCUGCCUUAUUUCUGAUUAUGUAUUUGGCCACCGUGUUUGGAAACUUACUCAUUGUGCUAACUGUAAUGUCAAGCCAGAGCCUACGAUCACCCAUGUAUUUCUUCCUUAUUUCUCUGUCUCUCAUGGAUGUCACCUACUCUUCUGUCAUUGCUCCCAAGUUGGUUAUGGACUCUCUCUCCAUGAACACUACCAUCUCCUUUGAAGGCUGCAUGACCCAGCUCUUUGCUGAGCAUUUCUUUGGAGGUGUGGGGAUCAUUCUUCUCAUUGUGAUGGCCUAUGACCGCUACGUGGCCAUCUGCAAGCCCCUGCACUACACCGCCAUCAUGAGUCCUCGAGUGUGCUACACGAUGGUGGGAGGGGCUUGUGUGGGGGGGGUUGUGCAUGCCACCAUCCAGCUUCUUUUCAUGUAUCAAAUACCAUUCUGUGGCCCCAAUAUCAUUGAUCAUUUUAUGUGUGACUUGUUUCCAUUGUUGAAACUGGCCUGCACAGACACACACACCCUGGGUCUCUUAGUGAUUCUCAACAGUGGGGUGAUGUGUGUGACCAUUUUCCUUAUUCUCAUUGCUUCCUAUGUAGCCAUCCUCUGCUCCCUGAAGUCUUGCAGCACUGAGGGUAGACGCAAAGCCCUCUCCACAUGUAGCUCCCACUUCACAGUGGUAGUGUUGUUCUUUGUGCCUUGUAUUUUCUUGUACAUGAGGCCUGUGGUCACUUACCCCAUAGAUAAACCAAUGGCUGUGUCUUUUACAGUUGUUGAGCCAAUGUUAAAUCCUCUGAUCUACUCCUGGAGGAACGCAGAGGUGAAGAAUGCCCUGAGGAAACUGUGGGUGAGAGGAAGGACCAGCAGUGGUCACUAG
This is a messenger RNA of Jaculus jaculus (lesser Egyptian jerboa), 942 nucleotides long. RefSeq names its product olfactory receptor 4C6. Bases 1 to 942 code for a protein of 313 amino acids. Gene Ontology annotation, molecular function: G protein-coupled receptor activity; olfactory receptor activity. The record is from RefSeq and is a predicted model, not a curated record. Gene Ontology annotation, biological process: G protein-coupled receptor signaling pathway. The transcript has 2 exons. NCBI's taxonomy places the organism in Eukaryota, Metazoa, Chordata, Mammalia, Rodentia, Dipodidae. Gene Ontology annotation, cellular component: membrane.